Molecule: messenger RNA, 1644 nt
Organism: Ostrinia furnacalis (Asian corn borer)
Lineage: Eukaryota; Metazoa; Arthropoda; Insecta; Lepidoptera; Crambidae
Product: enteropeptidase-like
Exons: 8
Coding region: 44-1627 (527 amino acids)
Biological process (GO): proteolysis
Molecular function (GO): serine-type endopeptidase activity
Source: RefSeq, a predicted model, not a curated record
UUAAUAAAGUUUUUAGUUUGAAUUGAACUUCAUUUGCAAAAAGAUGGCGUCGGUUUUUGUGUUGGCUCUGGCCCUAUUCGCAGCUACAGCGUCAGCCAACCCCGCUCGCAUCAUCGGGGGCAGUUCGACCUCUAUUGAGACCUGGCCUUCCAUCGUGCAGGUGGAGUCGACCGUCGGCGGCAUCUUCUGGUCCCACCACUGCGCUGGUAGCAUCCUCAACUCCGUAUCCAUCCUCUCUGCGGCCCAUUGCUUCGCUGGAACUGGAUACGAUGCAUCCAACCGCCGUAUCAGGGCUGGAUCCAGCACUCUUGAGUCCGGUAUCAUCCUCUACGUAGCUCAAGAGAACAACCACCCUAGCUACGGCCAGAAUGGCAACGAUGGUGACAUCACGGUCGUGAGGCUGAGCUCAGCUCUCAUCUUCAGCUCCACCAUCGCGGCUGGGUCCAUCGUCGCUGCUGGCACCACCAUCCCUGGUAACCUGCCCGUGACCAAGCUCGGAUGGGGAAUUACCGCGGUCGGCGGAGACCGUGCUGAGGAGCUCCAAUCCAUCCAAGUGCUGACCCUCGACAACUCAGUCUGCGCUUCCAACUACGCCACCCUCUCAUCCUCUCCCCAAGUCACCUCUAACAUGAUCUGCGCCGGUUCCUCCACUGCUGAUGCUUGCGUGGGUGACGGUGGUGGCCCUGUCUACUUCGGAAACAUCAUCAUCGGUGUCAUCUCCUGGGGCAACGGCUGUCUUCAGGAUGGCUUCCCUGGCGUCAACACCGCCGUCUCUCCUUACACUCCUUGGAUUGUGGCCACCACUUCAUCUAAUGUUUGUCAUCAACGUUUAGUUGUUGAAGGAAGUGUUAAGAUGGCGUCCUCGUUGGUGUUAAUUUUUGCCCUGUUUUUGGCUGCAGCCCAAUCAGCCCCCGAGCGUAUUGUGGGAGGCACCACGACCGUCAUCGAGAACUACCCGUCCAUAGUGCAGGUGGAAUUCAGAACUGGCAUCUUAUGGGGCCAGAGCUGUGCUGCUAACAUCUUGAACACGCGCUACGUGCUAUCUGCUGCUCACUGCUUUAGUGGACUGUUCUUCUCAGUCCGCAACCGCCGUAUCAGAGCUGGCACCACAAACCGCAACAAUGGGGGCACCACCAUCUCAGUAGACGCAGUCUUCAACCACCCCACCUGGGGCAGUCUGGACAAUGAUGGUGACAUCACUGUUGUGAGGCUGUCUUCAGCGCUGGUUUACAGCGACAGGAUCCAGCAAGUGGCUAUCGUCAACCAGGGUUGGGAGGCGCCCGAUAACUCCCCUGUGGUGCACGCUGGAUGGGGUACCAUUAGUUCCGGCGGAUUAGCAUCAGCCCUCCUUCGUCACGUGGAAAUCAACACAAUCAACCGGGAGCUGUGUCGCGCAAGGUACGCUCCUCGGCCCAGGUCUUCAAUCACUGACAACAUGAUCUGCGCUGGAGUCUUAGACGUCGGAGGCCGGGACGCCUGCCAGGGAGACUCUGGUGGACCCCUGUACUUCCAAGGCAUCCUGAUCGGAGUGGUUUCCUGGGGCAGAGGAUGUGCUGAUGCCUUCUACCCUGGAGUUAGCGCUGCGGUUUCACCUUACACCGACUGGAUCUUGGCUACUGCUGUUUAAUAAAGUUUUUGAACUUU